UGCAGAGCUUCGGAACAUAUUUCUCCUUGACGACCCAUCAAAACAACCGUGUGUCGAACAGCAGCAUUCAUUUGAUUCAAGUAGAAAACAGAGUAAAGGGCUGCAUAACAGUACACACAACGACAAAAUAUGGAUUCGGAAGACCUUAUCCAGUACGUGGACUUCGUGGCCAGCAGUGGCGUCGUCCUGAGCUCCGAGCAGAAGGCGGCACUUCAGACAUCCCUUGUCAUCAUGAAGAACCACUACAAGUUCCACCGGGUUUACCUUUGGGGGAAGAUCCUUGGCAUCAAGGAUGACUACUUCAUCGCACAAGGCGUUUCACGGGACGAGAUGGCAGAAAGGAAAACCUUGUACAGCCUUGACUGUGUGCAGUGGAACCUACUGCCACCUGCAACAAAGGCCAUGCGGGAUCACACGUCUGUUGUGAAGGGUCGGUUCACAGGGGAUCCGUCCUAUGAGUAUGAGCACACAGAGAUCAGGAAAAUUGGUGAGGGGGAAGAUGCUACAGAGGAGGAGCAUACAAUUCAAGUAAAGGAGGAGGAUCGUCUGACCUCUGUCAUUGCCACCAUUGAUGAGGAGGUGGCCAUUGCACCCCGGGGGGCCUUCAUCAAGACACCACAUGGGGAAGUCAUCCGGAACCGAAGCUUUGAAGGUCUGUCUGUGUCAGAAGCAGGGAAGCUGAACUCGUACUUCCACCUGCGUGAGCCUCUGAAGCUGAAGGAGAAGACUCUGUUGGAGAAGGCCGAUCUCGAUCCAUCCAUCGACUUCCUGGACUCUAUUGAAGAGGACAUUCCCAGAGGAGGCUCCUGGAGUGUGCAGUUUGAGCGUGGCAGUGGGCUGGUGGCCCUGCGCAGCCUGGUGUGGCUGGGUUACACGUUCUUCCAUGUUCCUGGUACACUCAAGUUUGGCUCAAUGUACAUUGGAAAUGGCGAGAAGAACAACGACUUACCAUUUAUGUUGUAACUUUGCUUUGCAUAGUAGGAUGAUUCCAAAGGACAGAACUAUUUAGAGGACUUUUAUUCCUGUUGUAUAUAAAAGUGGCACAGAGCUUUAAGUGCUCUGCUUUUUGGCAGUUGUUAUUGAUAUUGAUUAAAUAUCAUUUAUGGCCCUCUAAUCUGCACCAGACCAGUUUGUUAGCUACAUUUUGGCAUAAUCCCUGUUAUCACAGGUGUACCUAUUAAAGUGUAUUGACCUGCACUAGCUAUAUCUGCUACCUGGGAAGGUUUCUUCAUGCUGGAACCAAAUGUAGUUGAUAUCCUUUUUUCCCAAACUUGUACAUUGCACAUGUUAAAAAAUGUGAUGCACUAUUGAGAUAUUGGACAGCUCUUAAAGUAGGGUACCCUUGCAUUUUUUUCUUGUACUUGUAUACAGUUUAUUGAUGUUAAAAUAGAUUUUUAAUGCCUUCUACAACUCUAUCAGUGAUACAUGGUUGAAUUCUACUGAACUGGAUGUGACGGAUUCUUUGUAUGAAACAUGAGCUGUAAAUAAAGUAUUUCCUCACUGUG
Molecule: messenger RNA, 1505 nt
Organism: Branchiostoma floridae (Florida lancelet)
Lineage: Eukaryota; Metazoa; Chordata; Leptocardii; Amphioxiformes; Branchiostomatidae
Product: radial spoke head protein 9 homolog
Exons: 6
Coding region: 130-963 (277 amino acids)
Biological process (GO): cilium movement involved in cell motility; axoneme assembly; motile cilium assembly
Cellular component (GO): radial spoke; axoneme
Source: RefSeq, a predicted model, not a curated record